GGUGUUGGAGUAGUGCACGUCGGAGAUUGAGAAGGAUUUGGCUCAAGUGGACGAUGACGAUGGACAUUAGACAGUCUCGGUUGAAUGUGAAAAUUAACGGACAUUGUGUGACAAGUACUUGCGAUAGUGACGUGAGUGGAAUUGAAAUGGCUCAGACCAAGUUGGAUAAUUUCAGAACCGGCAAAAACCCCGGGAAAAGGUCUUUCGAUGUGGCAUUUCUGAUGAUGCCGGAUGAAAAGUUGAAAACUAAGCAAGUGAAGAAAGUGCAUUCUCCGACGAUUGAUGUGGAAAGUGAUUCGACCCAGUCCACCAGGUCUGAAGAUUUGUCAGUGAAAAAUGGUUUCAGUCCGAUUCGUCCGGUUGAGGAAAGGAAUUUUAACUUGGAUUUGCUCAGCCGACCACGACCGCAGGAAGGCAGUCCACAUUCCAUGCAUGAGCUGAGCAAUGAUCGGCUAGCAUACAUGCUACCGAAUGCUAGGUUUUAUGAAAAUCCAAGCCUGAUGGCAAUCCGCGAGAAGGCUGCUGGUAAUUUCCUCGAUUCAGAUCUUCCACGGAGUGCAUUUUCAAAAGUAACCAGCAUCACAGUGUCAGAUUCUCCCAUACCUCCGCUAAGUCCCGAUCAGCAUAGCUGUCCGUCAACUAGCCCACCCAUUUCCAUUAGCCCUGGCGCUCCGGGUAACUUUCGGUACGACUACCCAUUCAUGAAUGGGAGCCCACAAUCACCGCCGGAGCUAACUCCAUCGCCACCAUCCAAAACGAAGCCACAGAUGAUGUUUCGACCACCCAUCCAAGAUCCGGAACUUCCCCAGGCAUACUUCCCGUCGCCUCCGUUUAUGCCGUUCGGCCCAGGAGCACCGCCAGGACUGCUCCCCGAAGUGGACGGAAUUAUCCGCAAUCCGGCAGCGGCGGCAAUCCUCUCGACACUGCUGCCGACGGCGAUGGGAGCGUUUUCCCUGUCGGCACAAAACACCUGCGCCAAGUGCAACAUCAGCUUCCGGAUGACGAGCGACCUGGUGUACCAUAUGCGGUCGCACCACAAGAACGACCACCAGCAGGAUCCGCAGCGGAGGAAACGCGAAGAGAAGCUCAAGUGUCCGGUGUGCAACGAGAGCUUCCGGGAGCGGCACCAUCUGACGAGGCACAUGACGGCCCACCAGGACAAGGCCGGUGAUCUGCUGGACCCGAAGAAGCGGAGCGCCGAGCAGCGGGCCGCCGCAGGCCGAUCAUAGUGGAAGCGGGGUAGGAUGUGUUAAGAUAUUUAGUAAGUAGCGAUGUUCUGUAGGUUAUUGGGAGUUAAGGGUUCGGCUAUGGGCGGAUGAUUCUAAGUGGG
Armigeres subalbatus is the source of this 1330-nucleotide messenger RNA. RefSeq lists its product as uncharacterized. Gene Ontology annotation, cellular component: nucleus. Gene Ontology annotation, biological process: regulation of DNA-templated transcription. The record is from RefSeq and is a predicted model, not a curated record. Lineage: Eukaryota; Metazoa; Arthropoda; Insecta; Diptera; Culicidae.